CUGCGUAUCCUGGAGUACCCGCACCCGCUGCUGCGCGCGCCGAACGCGGAGGUCCGCGACUUUGACGCCGGGCUGCAGAGACUGGCCAAGGAGAUGUUUUCGAUCAUGUACGCCUCGCGCGGCGUCGGGCUCGCGGCGCCUCAGCUCGGCAUCAAUCAGCGGCUGAUGGUGUUCAACCCGGAGGGGAGGAAGGAGAAGUGGCUGAGCGAGGUGGUGCUCUGCAACCCGCGCAUCGUCGACUCGGGGCCGGGCGGGCCGGUCGAGGUUGAGGGGUGCCUCUCCUUCCCGGGCUUCACGGCGGACGUCGAGCGGGCGGGCUGGAUCAAGGUCGAGUACCAGGACGCGAAGGGGAAGGUGCGGCGCAAGAAGCUGGUGGGCUGGGAGGCGCGCAUCUUCCAGCACGAGUACGACCACCUCGACGGCGUACUGUACGUCGACCGGCUCUCCGAGGCGGAGCGGAGUCGGGUGCAGCCCGAGCUCGACCAGCUCAUC
This is a messenger RNA of Emiliania huxleyi CCMP1516, 492 nucleotides long. RefSeq lists its product as hypothetical. The annotation marks the transcript as partial. Gene Ontology annotation, biological process: peptidyl-methionine modification. NCBI's taxonomy places the organism in Eukaryota, Haptophyta, Isochrysidales, Noelaerhabdaceae. Gene Ontology annotation, molecular function: peptide deformylase activity. The record is from RefSeq and is a predicted model, not a curated record. The transcript has a single exon. Gene Ontology annotation, cellular component: mitochondrion.